This is a messenger RNA of Stereum hirsutum FP-91666 SS1, 291 nucleotides long. RefSeq lists its product as uncharacterized. Bases 1 to 291 code for a protein of 96 amino acids. Lineage: Eukaryota; Fungi; Basidiomycota; Agaricomycetes; Russulales; Stereaceae. The transcript is spliced from 2 exons. The record is from RefSeq and is a predicted model, not a curated record.
AUGUUCAACAACGCCUUGCAGGAUGCUGUUCAACAGUCGCUCAACUCGCAUUUGGCUCUGUCUGACUACACUGAGCGCUUGCACUUUGUCGUCGUCAACACUCCCACCAUCCCCAUCAUCUCAGUCAAUUCCCACACCACACACCCCUUGUCUUCUUCAUCCAAAUGGUCUCCCUCAUCUCACUCCUUAGUCAAUGUACUCCGUUACCCACCGCUUCAAGUCCCAACUCGCCCUGAAGACGACAUGAAAAAUGUGUCAUUGAGUGUGUGGAGUGACUUGGGAUUAUUGUGA